Molecule: messenger RNA, 1449 nt
Organism: Nicotiana attenuata
Lineage: Eukaryota; Viridiplantae; Streptophyta; Magnoliopsida; Solanales; Solanaceae
Product: zeatin O-glucosyltransferase-like
Exons: 3
Coding region: 1-1449 (482 amino acids)
Molecular function (GO): UDP-glycosyltransferase activity
Source: RefSeq, a predicted model, not a curated record
AUGAGAAAUCUUGUUGUUGUUACUGCUUCUUUGACUUUUCCACUGCUGCAUUUCUUUCUCGAUACUGUUGUGAUUAUGCAAGCUUGCUUUGAGACGAGAGUUUAUCGGAAACAACAUCUCUGUCUGCACAAGGUAAGUUAUUUUCUGCUUCUUCCUAUGGCUACCAACACAUCAGACAAUAUUGAUCAGCUCAAUAAAGUGAUAGUAGCCAUGGUACCAUUUCCUGAUAAUAGCCAUCUUACUCAGCUCUUUGUUCUUGGUCGCUUCAUCUCUCAUAAUAUACCAGUACAUUUCCUCUGCCUUGCUGAUCGGAACCAAGAUUUGAAACUGCGCGUCCAAGGUGAUCUCAGGGCCUCAAACAUCCAUUUCCAUGACAUUUUAGUACCUUCUUCUCUGGCAGAAAUAGAAGAUGUUGGCGAUGGUCUGCCUUCGAUUGUACUAUUUAUAAAAAGCAUCAUCAAUCCCAUUCGAAGAGCGUGUAUUGAUCUCUCUACCAAUGCAAAGAGAUUUGACAUAAUUCAUGACUCCAUAAUGAUGGAUCAUGUGAGGGAUGUUCAUUCAUACCCGAACGUGAAGUCUUAUAUGUUCCACUCCAUUUCAGCAUUUGCCAGAUAUUCUUUGCUCCGACAAAGUAUUGAUCACAUAGUUGAUGAUGAUGAUCAUGAAGGAAUGAUUGAGAAAAUGCCGGAUGAGUUUCCGUUAUUGGAGAGUACGGUUGCACCAUUUGCGGCAGUUUUACUUAGAAAGGAACAUGAAUGGAAGCUCAACUCGGGAGAAAUCAUGAACUCCUGCAGAGAACUAGAAGAAUCACACGACUCUAACAACAAGAGUCGUCAUGAGUGCCUAGACUUUCUGGACAAGCAAGACGCUAAUUCAGUAAUAUUUGUUUCUUUUGGAACAACCACUACAUUCUCACAAGAGCAAGUCAAUGAGCUCGCGCUUGGUUUAGAACAAAGCAACCAUAGGUUCAUUUGGGUACUAAGAGAAGCAGCUAAAAAGAUGGAAAAUGAGAAAUUUGAAGAGAAAGAUGGGAAGAUUGAAUUACCAGAAGGAUUUGAAGAAAGAACGAAAGGAAGAGGAAUGAUAGUGAGAAAUUGGGCGCCACAAUUGGAAAUCUUGGGGCACCCGUCUACAGGUGGAUUUUUGAGUCAUUGCGGAUGGAAUUCUUGUAUCGAGAGCAUUAGCAUGGGGGUGCCUCUAGCAACUUGGCCAAUCCAAUACGACCAGCCUUAUAACGCUAUUUUGGUAACCAAUGUACUGAAGAUUGGAACCUCUGUCAGGAGUUGGUCUCACCGAGAGGACUUGGUGACUGCAUCAACCAUUGAGAAAGCUGUCAAGACUUUGAUGGGUAAGACUGAAGGGGAAGGGAUGAGGCAAAGGGCGAUGGAAUUUCUGUUAGCCAUGGAGGACUUGCGCGCAAGGAAAUGGAAUCUUUCGUAUCAUGUAUAA